This is a messenger RNA of Enterobius vermicularis (human pinworm), 852 nucleotides long. NCBI's taxonomy places the organism in Eukaryota, Metazoa, Nematoda, Chromadorea, Rhabditida, Oxyuridae. The record is from the annotation of a GenBank genome assembly.
AUGUUGACAAUUGAUUAUGCUAAAUGGGUAUAUGAUGACGAAGGAACGUUGAUAGCAAAAGUGAAGUUACUUGCUGACUGGCUCCGAAAAAGUAGAUGUUGCGUUGUGCACACUGGAGCUGGAAUAAGUACUGCAGCAGGAAUUGCAGAUUUUAGAGGCCCAAGAGGUGUUUGGACGUUAGAGAAGCAAAACUUGUCUGCGGAGAGCAUAGACUUUAAUCUUGCAGAACCUACAUUUUCUCAUAGAGCUCUAAACGCUUUAGAGGCAGAAAAUAUUGUCAAGUUUGUUGUGACACAGAAUGUAGAUAGUUUGCAUGUCAAGGCUGGCUUCCCGUUAAAUCGUUUAGCAGAACUUCACGGAAAUGUUUUCGCAGAACGAUGUGAAAAGUGCAGGAGAAAGUAUUAUCGGGAUACUGUAGUGGGAAGCGUUGGCCUGAAAAAAACCGGUCGAAAAUGUGAGGGCAACAAAAAUAGGCCUUGUCGAGGAGAAUUACGGGAUGAGUUACUUAACUGGGAGGAUGAACUGCCUGAAGAAGAACUUAAAAUGGCUAAGCAGUUUUCCCAGGCAGCAGAUCUCAGUAUUUGUUUGGGUACGACGUUACAAAUUGUUCCGGCAGGUAAUCUGCCUCUAUACGCCAAGAAGAACGGUGGUAAAUUUGUAACAGUCAAUUUACAAGAAACGAAGCAUGAGAAAAAGGCGGAUCUGGCAAUAAAAGGUAAGAUCGAUGAAGUUAUGAAAUUAUUGAUGGAUGAAAUGAAAAUUGAAGUUCCCUUGCCAAAAGACAGCGUAGAAAUCGUAAGUGAGUCAUCGUUUCCGUUAGAAAAGUUCAAAAGACGACGAAUAUGUAAAUAA